AUGGUUAGAUUCCAUAGUGAGAUACCUUCCUCCUCCUCCUAUUCCCUGUCAUCAUCUUCUUCUGUUUCUCGAGGGAAGAAAUAUGACGUUUUCUUGAGUUUCAGAGGCGAUGAUACAUGCAGGAGCUUCACGGAUCAUCUUUAUGAUGCACUUAAACGGAGUGGAUUAGUCACUUUCAGGGACGAUGAACAGCUUGAGACAGGUGAAGCCAUAGCACCCGAGCUCUUCAAAGCAACUCAAGAAUCAUGGUGCUCUGUAAUCGUUUUAUCGGAAGGACAUGCCUUUUCGAGUUGGUGCCUGAAAGAACUUUCCGAAAUCAUUCAACAGAAAAACGAGAAGGGACAUAAAGUCUUCCCAAUUUUCUACGACGUGGAUCCAUCUGAUUUGAGAAAACAGACGGGGAAAGUUCAAGAAGCCUUUGCUAAACAUGAAGAAAACUUCAAGUACAACAAGAAAAGACACAAAGGUGGCGGUCUGCUUUAA
Molecule: messenger RNA, 483 nt
Organism: Hibiscus syriacus
Lineage: Eukaryota; Viridiplantae; Streptophyta; Magnoliopsida; Malvales; Malvaceae
Product: disease resistance protein RPV1-like
Exons: 1
Coding region: 1-483 (160 amino acids)
Biological process (GO): signal transduction
Source: RefSeq, a predicted model, not a curated record